This is a messenger RNA of Procambarus clarkii (red swamp crayfish), 3291 nucleotides long. It is a transcript of the gene Cpr, whose product is annotated as Cytochrome P450 reductase. Gene Ontology annotation, molecular function: flavin adenine dinucleotide binding; FMN binding; NADPH-hemoprotein reductase activity. Gene Ontology annotation, cellular component: cytosol. NCBI's taxonomy places the organism in Eukaryota, Metazoa, Arthropoda, Malacostraca, Decapoda, Cambaridae. The record is from RefSeq and is a predicted model, not a curated record. Gene Ontology annotation, biological process: response to hormone.
AGACAGAGCGUGGCAUGUACGAAUCGCAGGGGGUUGUAUACGUGAGGGUUGAAAGGAAGAAUCAGCUGAGUUACAAGCUCAGUGCGGCCAGGGCGCUCCAGGGUGUUACAUAAAGUUACUGCUGCUCCUCCACACUCCACACCCUUAAGGAUGGAGGGAACACCAGAAAGUUUCAUGGAAGCUGCAAAGGAGGCAGCAGAAGAGAUUGGGGCAGAACCAAUGGUUGGCGUGUUGGACCUGGUGUUGCUAACUUUGCUUGGCUGCGUCUCUGUAUAUUAUUUCUUCCUGCGAGAUAGCAACAAAAAAGAUGAUGAUGCUCCCAUUAGGAGCUUCACAAUAUCGCCAACGCAAUUACAAACACGCCCAAACGACAAUAGCUUCGUUUCCAAAAUGAAGUCUUCAGGAAGAAACGUUGUUGUGUUUUAUGGUUCUCAAACUGGAACAGCUGAAGAAUUUGCAGGACGACUCGCCAAAGAAGCCACCCGCUUCGGUAUGAAGGGCAUGGUGGCUGAUCCCGAAGAAUGUGACAUGACAGAGCUGUCACAACUGGCCGAGAUUGAGAAUCAUCUGGCCAUCUUUUGCGUUGCCACAUACGGUGAAGGAGAUCCUACUGAUAAUGCCCAAGAAUUUUUUGAAUUUUUGGAAAGUGGUGAAGAACAACUUGAGGGAGUGCAAUACACGGUCUUUGGUUUGGGUAACAAGACCUACGAACAUUAUAAUGCCAUGGGAAAAUAUGUGGAUAAGCGCCUGGCCGAACUAGGUGCCAGCAGAGUCUUUGAGUCGGGUAUGGGAGAUGAUGAUGCUAAUAUGGAAGAUGAUUUUAUUACUUGGAAGGAUGCUAUGUGGCUAAAGGUUUGUGAAUUCUUUGGGAUCGAAGGUCAGGCACAAGACAUCAAUAUGAGGCAGUACAGACUUACAGUCCAUGAGGAUUAUGACCCGUCUCGUCUAUUCACUGGAGAGCUUGCUCGUUUAAAUUCACUAAAGAUUGGCAACCAGAGACCUCCAUUUGACAGCAAGAAUCCAUUCAUGGCAGAAAUCAAAAUCAAUCGAGAAUUAUUUAAAGGAGGAGAUCGCAACUGUAUGCACAUUGAACUGGACAUUGAAGGCUCAAGAAUAAGGUACGAUUCAGGCGACCAUGUGGCAGUUUAUCCUGUAAACGACACUACCCUUGUGAACCGACUCCUAGAACUUGUUGGAGAAGAUCCCCAAAAAGUCAUCACCCUCACUAACGUCGAUGAGGACAGCAGCAAGAAACAUCCCUUUCCCUGUCCUUGCACGUAUCGCACGGCUCUCUCACAUUAUGUCGAUAUUGCAUCCUUGCCCAGAACUCAUGUUCUAAAGGAGCUUGCAGAAUAUACAACCGAUAAUGCGGAGAAAGAAAAACUGUUACUCAUGAGUGGAACAAGUGAGGCGGGCAAAGCAGAGUACCAUCGUUGGAUUGUGCACGAUGUCCGCAGCAUUGUCCACAUUCUGGAGGACUUGCCUUCAUGUAAACCCCCACUUGAUUACCUCUGUGAACUACUUCCCAGGCUUCAAGCAAGAUACUACUCUAUAUCAUCUUCAGGAAAGCUUUAUCCCAAUACAAUCCACGUGACUGCGAAUGUCCUGAAGUAUGUGACGCCUACAGGGCGAACGAAUAAGGGCGUAUGCACUACACAUCUCAAACAGUUGAAACCCGACAACGGCAUCAAGUAUCACGCACCAAUCUUCGUCAGAAAAUCACAGUUCAGGUUACCAAGCAAGCCACAGACUCCGGUGCUGAUGAUUGGGCCAGGCACAGGCAUUGCUCCAUUCCGUGGGUUCAUCCAGGACAGAAGUCAUCAGAAAGAAGAGGGGAAACCUGUUGGGGAUACUGUACUCUACUUUGGCUGUCGAAAUAAGGACAAGGACUACUUGUAUGAGGAGGAGCUGACUGCAUAUAGAGACUCUGGCCUUCUGAAGCUGUAUGUUGCUUUUAGCAGAGAUCAGCCAGAAAAAAUUUAUGUAACUCAUCUUUUGGAAGAAAACAAGGCUGAAGUAUGGCGUAUAAUUGGAGAGGAAAAUGGUCAUCUCUAUGUUUGUGGAGAUGCGAAGAGCAUGGCUCGGGACGUUCAUGCCAUCAUAAUUAAGAUUUGUCAGACAGAGGGAGGGAUGACGCAAAAUGAAGCCGAGAUCUAUGUGAAGAAAAUGAUUACCACAAAACGUUACUCUUCUGAUGUCUGGAGUUGAAAAUGUUUGUAAGCAGCUAUUUUUAGAGAUUUAUAUUCUAUAGUAAUAAUACACAAAGCUUUUAUUAGAGAUUUAAGAUCUUGUAGCACUUUGUUAAAUUUAUAUUGUACUCAAAAUGUCUUUGAAAAAUACAUGUUUAAACAAAUAUUGUCGAGUUUGACCCUUCCAUUUUAUCUCGAUACUAUAGUACAAGUAAAAGCUAUUUUUUACUGGAGGUUAUUGUGUAAAGUUUAUACAGAUAUUUUAUUACAGUAUUAAGGAAAUUUCAUUUAGUUAAAAUUCUUUACCAGUGGCUAAAGUUCUCUGGUUUUCAAUAUUUAUCAGAUUCUGGUAGUAUUAGCAAUCAGCCAGUUGAUCUUGUGCUUGCCUAUCUUUUGUUGUAAUAAUAUUGUUUACUUUGGUGUGUGUAGGCAGUGCCUGUGGCCUCCCAAGUCUCUCAAAGCCUUGGACAAUAUGGCAUGACACUUGGAAAAUAGUUUUGUAAUUUGAGCAUAAUGAAUUAAAAUGAUAGUAGUAGGAAAUUGUGGCCUCAUUUUGGGGGAUUGGAAUGGAUGGGUGGGAGGAUGGAUAAGAUAUAGAUAGAUAGAUAUAUAGAUAUAUUUUUUUUUUUAAUAAAGUUCUGCAACCUCUAGGUACUCUGUUAUGUCAUAGCUUGCAAUUGUUUUCUAGCUUGCUUCCAGCAUAGUUUUCUAGUAAAUAUUAACAUUUUUACCUUUCCAUUGAAUUUUUGGUAAUCUGUUACAUCGAUGUUGCAUAAAAAAUUGAUGAUAAUUUAAGAUAUUCAAAUGAUUAUUACUAAUGUGUUAAUUUUAGUGUAUAUUUUGCAUGAAUUGAAAGCCAAUAUAUUUACUUAAGAGAUUUUGGAGUCUGAAGAGUCUGAACCCACUCACCAUUUAUAAUAAAUUACAGCGCAACAUCGCUUUGGUGAGAUGUAAAUUUUCAAAGUACUUUUAAGGCUGAAUUUCCUCCUCUUCAUCGCCAAAUGUUAAGCGAGUUGGGUGAUGCAAGAAUUUGAUUAGGAUGUGGACCAUAAUUCACUGACUUAGCCGACAAGAGUUUCAAACGAAUAAACUAUGAAACUUA